Ylistrum balloti is the source of this 4706-nucleotide messenger RNA. Its product is annotated as cGMP-dependent protein kinase 1-like. The transcript has 17 exons. The record is from RefSeq and is a predicted model, not a curated record. NCBI's taxonomy places the organism in Eukaryota, Metazoa, Mollusca, Bivalvia, Pectinida, Pectinidae. Gene Ontology annotation, biological process: protein phosphorylation. The coding region runs from base 1 to 2085 and encodes 694 amino acids. Gene Ontology annotation, molecular function: ATP binding; cGMP-dependent protein kinase activity.
AUGGAUGUUUCCGGUAUAGCAGACGACAGAAAGCUGUCGGAUAUCACGCCGGACAUGGACAACAACAAUCUUAAAAUGGGUUCACUUCAGGACGUGCAGCUCCUUUUAAGGAGUAAAGACGAGCAAAUUAAAGCCCUACAACGACAACUAGAACAAAAAGAGGAGAAAAUACUACAACUUCGGAGUCAGUUGGAUAAAUACCAAUCUGUGUUUCCGACAAUUAAAGCUUCGGUGGGUCCACGGAAACAGAGGGCUCAGGGAAUAUCGGCUGAGCCGUACUCUCUUAAAACAAUACAGGAUUUUGUAGGACAAUCAGCAAUCAAACACACCAAGAGUAACAGUACCAGAGACCUCAUCAAACAGGCAAUCCUUGACAACGACUUUAUGAAAAAUCUUGACAUGGGUCAGAUCCGAGAGAUCGUUGAUUGUAUGUAUCCAGUGGAAUAUACCCAGGACAGUCUCAUCAUUAAUGAGGGCGAGAUUGGCUCUCUGGUGUACGUCAUGGAAGAGGGGAAGGUGGAAGUGACCAAAGAUUCGACAAAACUUUGUACCAUGGGACCGGCAAAAGUGUUUGGGGAACUGGCCAUCCUCUACAACUGUACCCGAACAGCUAGUGUCAAAGCCAUCACUGCUUGUAAGUUAUGGGCGAUAGACCGGCCAUGUUUCCAGAGCAUCAUGAUGAGGACUGGUCUCAUGAGACACACGGAAAACAUGGAAUUCCUGAGAAGCGUCCCGACCUUUAAACACCUUCCAGAGGAAUCACUCAGUAAGAUCGCAGACGUUCUCGAAGAGGCUCACUACAACAAUGGUGAUUAUAUUAUACGACAGGGGGCGCGAGGGGACACAUUCUAUAUCAUCGCCAAGGGCAAGGUGAAAGUCACAAAAAAGACAUCAAAAACAGGAGAUGACCAAGUGAUUCGCUUCCUACAAAGAGGCGAAUUCUUCGGUGAGCGUGCGUUACAAGGGGAAGAUGUCCGGACAGCCAGUAUCGUGGCAGCUGAUCCGGCUGGAGUGGACUGUCUGGUCAUUGAUAGAGAGUCCUACUCACAGCUAAUCAGUGAUCUAGAUGAGCUCAAGCGAGUGUAUGAAGAUGAGGACGAGAAAGCUGUGUUCGACCCCGAGUUUGUAAAACUCAAACUCAGCGACAUCAGUAUAGUCGCGACUCUUGGAGUUGGAGGUUUCGGCCGAGUAGAACUGGUCCAAGUAAACAAUGAUAAUUCGAAAACAUUCGCACUGAAGAUCCUCAAGAAGCAUCACAUUGUGGAAACGAGACAACAAGAACAUAUCAUGAACGAGAAGAAAAUCAUGUCCGAAUCCAGAUCCGACUUUAUUGUCAGACUAUAUCGCACGUUUAAGGACAGAAAAUACCUGUAUAUGCUACUAGAGGUGUGUUUAGGCGGAGAGCUGUGGACCGUCCUCAGAGACAAGGGUUCGUUUGAUGACAGCACCACUCGGUUCUACACAGGCUGUGUGGUGGAGGCGUUCGCCUAUCUACAUAACAAGGGCGUGGUCUACAGGGAUCUCAAACCAGAAAACCUCCUCAUCGACACUCAGGGAUACGUCAAAUUGGUGGACUUCGGUUUCGCUAAAAAGGUCGGACUAGGGAGGAAGACAUGGACAUUUUGUGGCACCCCAGAGUAUGUGGCGCCGGAAAUCAUUCUCAACAAAGGUCACGAUAUUUCAGCUGAUUAUUGGUCCUUGGGAAUACUUAUGUUCGAGCUGCUGACGGGAAGUCCGCCUUUCACGGGGCAGGAUCCAAUGAAAACAUACAACAUCAUUCUUAAAGGAAUUGAUGCUAUUGACUUCCCACGCAAGAUCACAAAGAACGCCCAAAACUUAAUCAAGAAACUAUGCAGGGAGACUCCGUCAGAACGUUUAGGGUUCGGACGGGGUGGUGUGCGAGAGAUCCAAAAACACAAAUGGUUCGAAGGCUUCAAUUGGGAUGGCCUAAAGAAACGGAGUCACAAACCCCCUAUAUCGCCUUCGAUAAAAGGCACAACAGAUACCUCAAACUUCGACGAUUACCCAGAAGAGGAAGACGACCCCCCUCCAGACGACGUUACAGGCUGGGACAAGGAUUUCUGAGAAUUGUUCCAUGGAUCGGUAUUUGUUAUAAUAGAGGACUGGCGUCGGAGGUAACCUUACAGGUCACAAUCGGAAGUUGUUGUGGGUAACCUUACACGUCACAUCCGGAAGUCGUUGUGGGUAAUUUCACCAGUCGCAACUGGAAGCCGUUGUGAAUGGAGAGCACAAUAUGACAAUGAUCUUAGCGUUCAGAGGUGUUUGAACAUUACAUUGUGAAACAAACGACCUCACUUGAAGUGUAGAAGGUGACGCCAUAGACCUUAUUGUCGGUCCUUACUCAAACCUAGGAGGCAUCACCACAAAGAUAGUGGAAUUAUGUCACAUUAAAGGAACGGCGCCCUACAUAACCUAUGCAGUGUGUGACUAGUGCUGCUCCAGUGACCGACCAAAGUGAGGUGACUGGCUGUGAUAGUGUGUGGUAUCUUGAUCUCCGUGUCGGUAGACAUUUGUGUUUUAUACUUUCCAGUGUCUGCUGCGUGCCUUACACCAUUUACUACGGCCCACAUAUCCAUCCUUGCACGGUGUUUUCAAUGUGGCUCGAAUUUCGGAUGGACACCAGUAGUGAUUCGUGUUUGAAUUUUCCGGAAAGCCAUAUCUACCGUUCAACUAUUAUUUUCCAACCACCGUCCAAGUAGAAGAGAAAACGUUUAAGCGAUUCAUCAGAUUGCGAACACUGCUGGAAUCAAGAAUCAAGUUUAUAGAUUGAGAAAUGCAAAACACGUAUAAUAUUUAAUUGGAUAGCUUUGUAUGGCAAUAUAGUAGGUUUUAUUGUUAAAUGCAGCAAAUAUGUUAGUCCCAGUUGUUCCUUCGGGAACUGAUUAAGUGCUAGUGGUAUUGGUGACCCGUGUUACUGAAAAUAACGUACUUUUCGCGUGAUAAGUCAGGACUCGCGCCAUCACCAAUUAAAGACACUAUCACGUAAAGGAAUCAUUACAGACUUUAAUUACUAAACUAGUACAUGUAUAUUCCAUUGACUUUGGUCAGAUGCGACCAUGUUAACAUUUUACAUAGAUGUUUUUUUUAUUGUGCUGCCAAAGAGAGUCGAAUUUUUGCAGCUCCUAGAAAUUUACAUUUGUAAUCAGGCAAGUUUGAAAGGAAAAUUAAAUACAUCGCCAUAAAAUUGAUAGAUUUGUAAGGAGGGACUGAUUUUAUAGAAAUACAAGUUUAUAUAUAGCAAUGUAAUGGCUGAUGUCAGCUGUACGUUAUUUUAUAGACAUUGUACCGUGCAACACAAGAAACAACUUACGUGACUUGUGUCGGCUCUCUGGUCGACAGAGUCGUGUGACUUGUGUCGACUCAUUGUUUGGCACAGUUGUGUGACUUGUGUCGUCUCUCUCUUUGGUACAGUCGUAUGACUUGUGUCGACUCUCUGUUCGACAGAGUUGUGCGACUUGUGUCAGCUCUUGGUUCUGCAAAGUUGUUUGACGUGUCGUCUCUCAGUUUGGCGCAAUCGUUUGACUUGUGUCGACUCUCUGUUCGACAGAGUUGUGCGACUUGUGUCAGCUCUUGGUUAAACAAAGUUGUGUAGCAUGUGUCGGCUCUCAGUUAUGCACAGUUGGGUGAUUUGUGUCGGCCCCUGUUCGACAGAGUUGUGUGACUUGCGCCAGCUCAUGGUUCAGCGCAGGUGCGUGACAUGUGUCUGCUCUCUGUUCGACAGAGUUGCACGACAUGUGUUAGCUCUUGGUUCAGCACAGUUGUGCGACAUGUGUCAGCUCUCGGUUAUGCGCAGUUGAGUGACUUGUGUCGGCUCUCUGUUCGGCACAGUUGUCUGACUAGUGUCGGCUCUCUGUUUAGUAGAUCUGUUUCUCUGUUCGACAGAUUCUUGUGACAGGUGUCGCCUUUCUGGUCUGCAGACUUGUAUGACUGUUGUAGGCUCAAGAGUUCGGCAGAACUGUUCUACAAAAGAGAACGGUUUAAGAGAGGGACUACUAGUAAACGAAUUUUUACAAUUUUUUAUUGUUUAGGUGAAGACAUUUUAACUUAUACGGGGUUUGGUAUUAAGUGUUUAUAUUUAACGGGGUUUAUCUAGACUGCUAGCAUGUGUGAAUGUUACUUAGCCAAAUCGUGUGUAGAGAACGGAAGGGACAGUAUUUUAUGUACAUAUGUUUCGUGUGUUUAGUAUCUCCGAUUAGUUGUUCGACUGUAUCGUUUUACUAUUAUACUGACGAAUGGGCUGUUGUGUUAUUGUAUACUCACAGUAUAUAUCGACAUCCCGACAUUAACCUUGGUUGUGGUGGCCAGUUCAACCGGAUUAUGGUCAGCUGAGAUCUAUCUCCAACAACUUUUAAGUUCACGACGAUUCUAUCUGUUUAAUGAAAUCUGACUACAGGGCUAUAUUUAUACGGACUAUUCUGUUCUGUAAGGGAUAUUUUGUGAUAUUUUUUUCAGUAAUCCUAAUUAUUACAUAUGUAAAGAAAUUGUUGAUGACGUUUAUAAUGGUGCUGUAGUCUAAGGUAAUGUAUCUGUCCGAUCGUCCGUUCGUCUCUACUGGACGUACGAAGGGACAUAUAACUCCAAUUUACUACUUGCCAAUGUUGGGUAUUCUACUGAAGGGUAACGUGCCUUACAUAGUGGUCAUGUGACUAUUUUGAUAGAAAAUAAAGAAUUCUGAAAUACUCUUA